Messenger RNA from Metarhizium album ARSEF 1941, 1623 nucleotides. Its product is annotated as 4-aminobutyrate transaminase GatA. The record is from RefSeq and is a predicted model, not a curated record. Gene Ontology annotation, cellular component: mitochondrion. The transcript has a single exon. Gene Ontology annotation, biological process: GABA catabolic process. Bases 1 to 1623 code for a protein of 540 amino acids. Gene Ontology annotation, molecular function: pyridoxal phosphate binding. NCBI's taxonomy places the organism in Eukaryota, Fungi, Ascomycota, Sordariomycetes, Hypocreales, Clavicipitaceae.
AUGUCGGCCCUUCGUGCAUCUGCUGGCGCGUCCCGGCCUGGCAUGAUGCAGUCGUUCCGAACUGCCAUGACCAAGCGUCCCUUCAACACUGCCAGUGCCAUGCGCCCCGGUGCCGCCAGCUCAUUCCACAGGGACGAACCCGCUGCCCCCAUCCUCAAGACCAGUAUUCCGGGCCCCAGGGCCGCCGCCGCCGCCGAGGAGCUGGAUGAGGUCUUCGAGACCCGCAGCAUCAACAUGGUGGCCGAUUAUACUCGGAGCGUUGGCAACUACAUUGCCGACCCUGACGGCAACAUGCUUCUGGAUGUGUACGUUGGUUACCUUGUCCUUGCGGCCCUGCUGCUGCUACUCAAACAGCUUCGUCUCCCCCACUGCUCGUCACGCACCUCCAUGAUGUUAACGCUGCCGCCACCCAGUUACGCUCAGAUUGCCUCCAUUCCUGUAGGCUACAACAACCCCCAGCUUCGAAAGGCCGCCCAGACCCCCGACAUGGUUGAUGCCAUCAUCAAUCGUCCUGCCUUGGGCAACUUUCCCUCUCACACGUGGGCCAAUAUCCUCAAGACUGGCAUACUCAAGGUCGCUCCCAAGGGCUUGAACAACGUGUACACCGCCAUGGCCGGCUCCGACGCCAACGAGAUCGCCUACAAGGCUGCCUUCAUGUACAAGCGACAGGUUGAACGAGGUGGUCCCGACGUCGACUUCACUCCACAAGAGAUGGAGAGCGCCAUGAGCAACCAGGCCCCUGGCUCUGCACAGCUUUCGAUUUUGUCUUUCAAGACCAGUUUCCACGGCCGCCUGUUUGGUUGCCUCUCCACCACCCGCUCCAAGCCCAUCCACAAGCUUGACAUUCCUGCCUUCGACUGGCCCCAGGCAACUUUCCCCCAGCUCAAGUACCCCCUUGAUCAGCACGCCGAGGAGAAUGCCAAGGCUGAGCAAGCCAGCUUGGACGAGGUUGAGCACUUGAUCAAGACUUGGCAUCUGCCUCCUGCGGCCGUCGUCAUUGAGCCUAUCCAGAGUGAAGGCGGUGACAACCACGCCAGCCCGGAAUUCUUCCAGAGGCUCCGCGCCCUGACCCGCAAGCACAACGUUCUGCUCAUCGUCGACGAGGUCCAGACUGGUGUCGGCGCCACGGGUAAGUUCUGGGCUCAUGAGCACUGGGACCUUCAGGACCCUCCCGACAUGGUGACCUUCUCCAAGAAGGCCCAGACCGCCGGUUACUACUACCGGUCCAAGGACCUGCGUCCCAAUAAGCCUUACCGCCAGUUCAACACUUGGAUGGGCGAUCCAUCCAAGGCCCUUCUUUUCCGUGCCAUCAUCGGCGAAAUUGAGCGCCUCGAUCUUGUCAACCACACUGCCAAGGUUGGCAACUAUUUGUUCGGCAAGCUCGAGGGUCUUGCCAGCAGAUACCCCGAUCAUUUUCAGAACCUCCGCGGAAAGGGGCAAGGUACUUUCAUUGCUUUCGACCACCCCAAGCGCGACGAAUUUCUCGCCAAGGCCAAGACCUUUGGUAUCAACAUUGGUGGCAGCGGUGCCAAUGCCGUUCGUCUCCGUCCCAUGCUGAUCUUCCAGGAGCACCAUGCCGAUAUUCUCAUUGAGGCUCUUGAGAAGAUUGUCAAGGCGUUGUGA